AUUGGAUAGAGAGCUGUCUACUCAAGAAUAAUUGUUAGCGCAGUGCUGUGCAAAGCUAAGAGCUUUCAUUUUAGCAACUUAGAAUUCAGGAGCUUAACGGACUGAAACACAGAUACACUCAGUAAAAUCAUGACAAAUCGAAAUCAAGUCAAUGAUAUGGACUCAUCUGCUGGCACAGACAGUGGAUUACUUAAUAAAACUAAUGCUAGUUCAUCAGACAGCAGCGUCUUUUCAGGUCACACAACAAAAAGGAACUCAGGGUUAAACUUGGUGUUACUGGGGGAAAAAGGAGUCGGGAAAAGUGCAUCAGGAAACAAAAUACUGGGACGACAAGCUUUUAAACUCACGAAUAAUGACAAAUCAGGCACACAAGAUGUGGUAAUUCAAUCUGGGACGGUUAACGGACAGCAGGUCAUUAUUUAUGACACACCAGGAUUCUGUGACCCAGAGAAGAAAGAAGAUGAGAUUCAGCAGAUGAUAAAGGAAAAGGUUCUCCAGAAAUGUGAAUCAGGUCUGUAUGUGUUUUUCCUGGUCAUCAAAGCUAACAAAUUCACAGCUGAUGAGGAGGAAACUGUGAAGAAGAUUGAGAAGCUCUUGGGGAAAAACCACUUAAAUAAAACCUGGAUACUCAUCACCAGAGAAGAUGAACUGAACAAAGAAAACAAGACAAUAAAAGAUUUCCUUGAUGAAAAUGAGAUUCUGGAGAAAAUCAUUCAGAAAUAUGAUCUGAGAUACCACGUGUUUGACAACAAGAAAACAGAACCAUGUGACCAAGUUAAAUUUCUGCUCGCAAAAGUUCUUCAGAGAUCAUUGGGGUUAAAGGCAUCCGAAGGAGGAAGGCUUGUCAGACGGAUUCCUGAAAUCACAGCAAGCACUGACAGUGUUUUAUCUAGAAGGAUUGUGCUGCUAGGUAAAACUGGUUCUGGAAAGAGUGCAACUGGAAACACAAUACUGGGACAGAAUGAGUUCGAAUCUGAGUUUAGCUCAGUAUCAGUAACUACUGAAUGCAUAGAGAAAAAGGGCAUAAUUUUAGACAGGAAAGUGUCUGUAAUUGAUACUCCUGGAGUUUUUGACACAGAGAUAAAAGGUGAAGAUUUAAUGAAGGAGAUAGCGAAGAGUAUUUAUAUUUCCAGUCCUGGACCACAUGCUUUUCUCAUUGUGUUUCCUGUGAAUAUUAGGUUCACUGAUCAGGAAAAGCAGAUCAUUCAACUUAUUGAAAUGUUGUUUGGUGAGGAUGUGUCAAAAUACUCCAUCAUUCUGUUCACUUAUGGAGAUCUGCUAAAACACCCCAUAGAUGAAAUCAUUAAGAAGAGCAGUAGAUUAAGACACCUAGUUCAGCAGUGUGGAAACAGAUAUUAUGUCUUCAACAACGAAGAUCAAAAUAACAAAAAGCAGGUCAAUGAUCUACUGCAGAUGAUUGACAGAAUGAUAGAGGAGAAUGGAGGAGGUUACUACAGUAAUGAGAUGUAUGAAGAUGCUUUAAAAUUUAAACAAGAGCAAGACAAGAUUAAACAGAGAGAGGAAGAUGAGAGAAAACAACAAGAGGAACAUAACACAAUGGGAAAGAUGAAGAAAAUGUUAGAAGAGCUUAAGGACAGGAAAUCCGAGCUAGAUGAAAUCAAGGCAAAAAUAAACGAAGAGAAGAGUAAACUAGAGGAGACUGUGAAACUGACUUCAGUAGCACAGAGUGACCCUGGAUUUGAGAAAUUUUAUAGUCACUAUCAGAGUAGGUUCAGUUUUUCUGCUUUUUUACUUGGUCACUCGACUUCAUUUGCUUUUGGAAUGAUAGGAUGUGCUGUUGGUGGACUUCUUGGAGUUGUUGGUGGCCCUGGCGGUGUCAUUAUUGGUGCAACUAUUGGUGCAACUAUUGGUGCAGCUGUUGGUGCCUUUAUUGGUGAAAAAAUUGAUUAAAAAAAUUAUCUAAUAGAGAAUAAUCUCUGAACUUUGGUUUAUGCUCUGUAAAAGUUACAGUAACAUUAGUAAAGUAUUUUAUCGAUAUUAUACUUUGUUGCUUAAUUGUUACUAAAUGUAAAACAUAUAUUCAUAUAUAAGUUAUCCAUUUAAGAUAACAAUAGGAUAAUUAGAUAAAAUGUUAGUUUUGUCUUGAAAAAACAUGUUUUUUUGCAAAAUUAUAUUUUUGACUGCUAAACAAAUUUCAGACAUUUAAGCAUACUCUUUCAGAUCAAAAGUUUUUAUUUUUGUUUUCUGCCCUCUAAAACUGUUUUAAUUGAGUGUUUGUAAGACACAUUUAUUUUAACAACAAAAACCAAGUACAAAUAUAAUUGCGCAUUGCUGAAUAAUAAGAAAAUUGCUGGUUACUAAUACAGGGGAUUGUCAUUGAAUACAUAUUUAAUGCUGAAUAAAUAUUCAAUAAGUGUUUGAUCCUCAAAAUAUUUACUGCUUUUACUCGAAAAAAUUUUAUUUUGCUUUUUAAGACAUGAAGUCUUGUGGAUUACUUUGAUGAUGGUUUAAUGAGUUCUUCUGUGUUUCACUAUUCAAUUCAUUAUACGUUUGGAAGAGCCAGCAUUCUGAUUAUUAAUUCUUACUGUAUUCAUCGGAAGCAAGGAUGACAUGUACAUCAAGGAUGCCAUGAGAGUUAAUACAUUUGGGGUGUAAUUUCAAUUUAUGGUGAACAUUUCCUUCAAGGUGGCGGUCUGGAUUGAUGUGUGGACCUGGGUUCUGUGUCAGCAUUUGAUCUGUAGGCAAAGCUGUUCCUAUGUUUCAAAUCAAUAAUCUAUUAACACAUUAAAUAAACUUCUCAAUGUUGUCAUGAUUCAUUUUUCCAAAGCAUUGUGACUUUUUGUUGGACUUGUG
Molecule: messenger RNA, 2814 nt
Organism: Triplophysa dalaica
Lineage: Eukaryota; Metazoa; Chordata; Actinopteri; Cypriniformes; Nemacheilidae
Product: GTPase IMAP family member 8-like
Exons: 4
Coding region: 130-1911 (593 amino acids)
Molecular function (GO): GTP binding
Source: RefSeq, a predicted model, not a curated record